AUGAGAUUAUUAAUCGUGAUAGUUGGCUGGUUCCUUAUUGGAAUAAUUGCUCUUGAUGUUAGCUCUAGUUCAACAGUCACUUAUACAAACACUAACCUUUACUAUCAAAAUGUUCUCGUUGAAUCUAGUGCAAUUUUAUCCCUUAUCAACACAGCUGCGUUUUAUAUUCCAUCAUUUUCAAUUCAGAGCUUGGGACAAUUUUUUCUCAAGAACUUCUUUUCAAGUUCUAUGCAAGUCAUAAAUAUGGAUAAUAAAGGUUAUGUUUUAUUUGAUUUCCUGGCCUUUUCUUCCAUGGGUUCUCCUUUUACUUUUACUACUAGUGCUAAAAAUAGUGGUGAGUUUAUAGUCUAUGGAGUAUCUUUGAAUGUAGUAAUGACUGGAGUAGAAAAUACUGGAUCAAUGACAUUUUGGGGAACUGGAGGACAGGUUAACCUUAAUAACCCUACCAAUACUGGUAAUAUAUGUUUCCAUAGUGUACAAGGAACGAUGCAGAAUCCGAAUGGUGCAGGUUGUUAUGCUCUUUAUCAAUCAUAUGUUUAUGCUAACGCGGUACGUUCUGAUUUUGAACCAUAUGUUGUAUUUGAAGGUAUCAACAAUGCGUUCAUUGUUCAAUAUGGUAACUCGGCAUUACACUAUACUUUAGCUAACUUUGGUUUAUCAAAUUUUGUGAUUAUCCCUAUUCAAGAAUACGCCGGAUAUACUUAUAAUCCUAGUGGAGUUCUUACUAUUUAUCUGGGUCCUAAUCUGAUCACAUUAAAUAUCGGUACUGGGUAUAACCCAAAUAGAUUCCGUUUUUCUCUUGGUGCCCUGUAUAUCUAUUUUCAAUAUCUUGAUCCUGCUCCGCCUGAAGCAAAUCAGGGAGGUUGUUCUUGUGUAUUAAAUACCAAUCCACCUCCUCCUCCAGUUGUAUCAACUAUUCAAUCUUCCUCAAGUGAGGUACAAGAAACUAGUAGUAGUGAAGAAGUUCUCACUACAAAUUCCCCAGAAGAGUCGUCUGCUAUUGAAAUUACGACUGCUGAAGAGACUAUGCCAAUUGAUGGUACUUCUAGUGGAGAUGUAUUCACUACUAAUCCUCCUGAGGUGACUUCCCUGGUAGUUAUUACUCCUGAAGAAACUAGUCCGGCUCAAAGUACCUCGAUUGAAUUAGAAUCAACUGUGAUUGAAUAUUCUACAAGUGAAGAAGAAACUACCUCCAGCAAUUUAGAGCAAACUUCUUCUUCAAGUGAAUUAUUAGAAACUUCUUCUUCAAGUGAAAUAUUAGAAACUACUUCAGUUGAGUCAACAGAAAUUGCAAGUAGUUCUGAUGACCAAGCAAGUUCUACUGAGAUUGAAAUUACCUCGAGCCAUACGGAAUUCUCCUUACUGUUUGAAAUUACAUCGAGUGUAAUAGAAUCAUCUCCUGAAUAUUUUAGCACCUCAGAUGGACAAGUCGAGUCCACUCCUAGUACCACUCAGAUGGAAAUAACCACUAGUAUGAACGAAUAUACAGAGUUUUCAUCCACAUCAAUUGAAAUAGAGGAGUCUUCUCUGAGUCAAGCAACUACUACCGAGAAAGAAGCCACAUCUAUUGAGCCAACUGAAAUAGUUACUUCUAUAUCUGAAGUUGAGGAAUGA
This is a messenger RNA of Spathaspora passalidarum NRRL Y-27907, 1614 nucleotides long. RefSeq lists its product as uncharacterized. Bases 1 to 1614 code for a protein of 537 amino acids. The record is from RefSeq and is a predicted model, not a curated record. The transcript has 2 exons. NCBI's taxonomy places the organism in Eukaryota, Fungi, Ascomycota, Pichiomycetes, Serinales, Debaryomycetaceae.